Trichosurus vulpecula (common brushtail) is the source of this 3687-nucleotide messenger RNA. Its product is annotated as contactin-associated protein-like 2. The transcript has 6 exons. The record is from RefSeq and is a predicted model, not a curated record. NCBI's taxonomy places the organism in Eukaryota, Metazoa, Chordata, Mammalia, Diprotodontia, Phalangeridae. Gene Ontology annotation, cellular component: cortical cytoskeleton; membrane. Bases 19 to 957 code for a protein of 312 amino acids.
GCUUUUUUUGAAGAGGGAAUGUGGCUGCGGUAUAACUUCCAAGCAGCAGGGGCCAAGGAUGCCGCCAGUCGAAGCGGGAACUCUCCUGACUCCCAGAACUCUACACCAGACCUGGACAAGGAAGAACUCAGUUUUAGCUUCAGCACCACCAAGGCUCCCUGCAUCCUCCUCUAUGUCAGUUCUCACACCACAGACUUCCUGGCAGUUCUGGUUAAACCCUCAGGAAACUUACAGAUUCGAUACAACCUGGGAGGCACCAGAGAGCCAUAUAAUAUUGAUGUAGACCACCGAAACAUGGCAAAUGGACAGCCUCACAGUGUUAACAUCACCCGUAAUGAAAAGGACAUAAUUCUCCAGCUUGAUCAUUACUCUCCAGUGAGCUACAGCCUGCCAAGUUCAUCCGACACGCUGUUCAAUUCUCCUAAGUCUCUCUUUCUAGGAAAAGUGAUAGAAACAGGGAAGAUCGAUCAAGAAAUACACAAGUACAACACACCAGGAUUCACUGGGUGUCUCUCCAGAGUACAGUUCAACCAAAUUGCUCCUCUCAAGGCAGCCUUGAGGCCAACAAACGCCUCUUCUCAAGUCCAUAUUCAAGGGGAGCUGGUGGAGUCCAACUGCGGAGCUUCCCCGCUGACCAUCCCACCCAUGUCUGCUGCCACUGAUCCUUGGCACUUAGAUUCAGCCAGUGCUGACUUUCCGUACAAUGCAGGACAAGCUAUAAGAGAUGGAGUUAACAGAAAUUCGGCAAUUAUUGGAGGGGUCAUUGCUGUGGUGAUCUUCACCAUCCUCUGCACCUUGGUGUUCCUCAUUCGCUACAUGUUCCGUCACAAGGGCACCUACCACACCAAUGAAGCCAAGGGAGCAGAGUCUGCUGAGAGCGCCGAUGCCGCCAUCAUGAACCAUGACCCAAACUUCACGGAGACCAUUGAUGAGAGCAAAAAAGAGUGGCUUAUCUGAAGGAGAGAGCUAGGGCUUGGCAAUGGGGUGGGGGGAGGAGGGGAGAGGGAAGGAAAGCGGGGCUAAGCAGGGAAGAGGGCACAAGGGGGACCUCAAAGAAGGGGGAAAGCACUCUGCUUCAGACUCUUGAGCACAUCUUUAAAAGAUCAGCACAACUCGGGGAAGCAAGGGACAGACAGAAUCCUUGGGACUGGAAAACAAAAAGGUGUUUAAACAUGAGAACUUUUUAAUAUUCAUUCACAGAUCUGUCUCUCCUUCUGUAUCCAAACAAAACAAUGAGAAGAAAAUGCUUUUAGAGUUUCCACAUGGUUAAAAUCUGUCAGUAAUACCUGUCUUUUUUUGUGUGUGUUUAGAGGUGUUCUAAAUACCCAUGGCAACAGGGCCCAUUUUCUACAUUUUUAGGAGCCCUUAGAAUUUGGAUAUUUCUGUCUUGAGAACUACUGACAAAUAUAUAUACAUAUAUGGCCUCCAAUGAAUCUUUUUUCAUAUUUAGUCAAUUCUUAAUGGGUUAUUGUUGUAUCUAGAGCUUGUUUACAUCACAUUUCAUUUGGCGUCUUGUAAAUUGGGAGUUGGGAGGAGAACAAAGGGGCAUAGGGAAACAACUCACUUUUUGCCAGUGUCCACAGGUUCAUGUACCUGUGCCCACACUUUGAGGGCUGUCAUGUGACACAGGCUGUUGAAGGACAAGACUGUACAACUUAGCAGUGAUGUAAAACCGCGUCGUCAUUGUUACCACUGUUGGGGGGAGGGAAGUAUUCUGAACUAUGAGAAGUGAUUUUGAUUUUUUCAUUAAGCACUGAGAAAUAAUAUUGUUCCAAGUACAUAGUCUUAGCUCUAUUCUGUUUCUCUCUCUUUGGCUAUGAUGUCACUUAUGAAUUUAUGCUCCACUCUUCCUGUGAUACAUUGGCAUAUUCUGUAUGUAGGCAUAAGCAUCAUAGUAGGGAAUUAGAGCCAGAUGCUGUGGUUUGUUUGCUUCUAUUUCUUUUAUAGAUGGUAGUAAAAGUAGCAAUCCUGUCAUGUUGCCUAGUGAAUGCGUAGAGUAGGUCACUGUCCUUAACAGGCCCUUCCUCUUUUGAAGCCAACAAACACCUGCCCAAAUGGCUAUGCCCUUCCAAUACUCAUCCUACUGGAUCCUGGUUCCUUUUUGCUAUGAGGGUGAGCCAAUCAUUGAAGUGAAUUAAAAAUUCUGUGUUUCAGAAGUAUGAACAAAUACAUGGCCAGCUCUCUCUUGCAGAAAAGGUGAGCACUGGGUUUCAUGGUAAGGAAGAUGUGGUGAGUGUGUUUGGGAUUAAAACGAUGUCUAUGAAAAUUCACUUCAGUUAUUGACUCACGUCCAUACAUAAGAAUCAUUUGGAAAACACCAUCUUCUUUUUAAAGUCAUCCAAGCAAUCUUCCGGCCAAAGCAAACACACUGCCCAGUAAGUAAUUCAGGAAUUACACAGGCUCAAAUACAAUUGAACCUUGCAUUUGUCACAAACAUAAUAGCUAGGAGUUCCCAUCCAUAGACUCAGUGGAUAAUUAUUUGGAAUGUGGCAUGAAAGCUAGUUGAUGACAAGAAGAGAUGUGAUUGCCUAGAACUAGUUUCCUUCUGCCUAAUAAAAUUAACCUUUCAUAGAAGUUUUAUAGCAAACUAUAAUUACAUAUUUUGACUAAGACAUUUACCAUGCAUCCAAAAGGUUGGCAUAGAGAUUAUUUCCAGAAUUACAUCCCAACAUCUAGGAUCAUUGUGAAGUAGCCCUCUCCCACAUAGCCUCUGCUAAUGACAUACACUUCAAAUAUGAAUCACUUAGCCAGACCUGUUAACUCUUUGGCUCUCUUUCCUAAAAGGGGAUGUAAAAAGGUAGAGAAGUAAGGACACUGCUGUUCUGUUGGAUGCUAUUCAAAAAAAUGCGUAUUGAAAUGUAUUCAGAAAUGGUUCCAUGACAACUUUUUCAGACUACUGGUGCGCUCAUGGUGGUUGGAUUCAUUUUAUCCAGAGAUGAUGAUCUAAGGUGAAGGAUAGCACAUUACAAGAAUAUAUGUGCUAUAUACUAAAUGUUGCAUUUCAAGUAAUUAAGUAUUAGAAUGUAACCACUAAGAGUUGAUGUGGACUAUAAAUCUGAAGAAACAUUGAAUGAAGAGAGAUUUUUUUUAAAGGGAAUAUUUUUAUUUCAGGUUGCUUCCCUAAACAACUUGCUUCCCUGUCAAGUCUGUCAACUAAGAUUUAGCAUUAUUCACAUAAGAUCAUAUAAGUACAAUGCAACAAGAAUGACUAUUUUUCAGUACUCUAUGAAAAGAACCCAGCAAUUAAAUUCAUCAGUCUCUUUAAAAAGUUCUCUGCCUACUAUUCUCGGCUGCUUCACUGGAUCCCUUUAAAUCAUGAAAACCACAUUUUUUAAAAUGAUCUUAAAUCACAGAAGUAUUUUAAAAUCUGACCUAUUUUUAAGGUAUGGUUUUGCUAAUGACAAAUAAUGUCAGAUAAUAUGCCCUAUGUGAAAAGUAUUUCCAGCAUCUCCUUAGCUCUAUUCAUCACACACCUAAUUCUCUGCCUCCUUAGGCUUCUGUCCAAGAGGAUUUGGUUGUAGAAAGGCCCAAACCAGCAAUGAAUAGCAAAAUAAUUUUCUCAUUUCCCUUAACCUCUCCAUAUCUCCUUCUGAUAUCAGCAGGCAGAAAAGAGAAUUCCACCAAUAUCUCCAGAUAUUUUGACCCUGGGGAAUCGCCAUGAAUCUUAAAUGAAUGGGAAAGUUGAAU